AUGGACUUCGUUGUGGGAGGCCUGGCAGGAGUUGGAGCGGGGUUUUUCAGCAACCCGUUUGAUGUUGUCAAGACUCGUAUGCAGUUGCAAGGAGAGCUCAGAGCUCGGGGAAAACAUGCGGUCCAUUAUAAAAAUGUGCCACAUGCAAUGUUUAAUAUAGUGAAACAUGAUGGCAUUGCCGCUUUGCAGAAAGGACUAGUGCCAGCUCUGUGGUUCCAACUAGUUGUCAAUGGGGUAAGAUUAGGCAUCUACCAACAAGCGGACAACUAUGGCUUCCUUAGGGAUAAGGACAACAACACACAAUUUGUGAACAGUCUCUUCUUUGGCUGUGUGUCAGGGAUGUGUGGAGGACUGUGUGGUAGUCCACUACAGCUGGUGAAGACCCAGCUGAUGUCCUACUCCUCACAGAAGAUAGCAGUAGGCACUCAGCAUGCCCAUCCAGGCAUGAUGUAUGCUUUUCAGAAAAUCUACACCAAGAAUGGUUUAUCUGGAUUGUGGAGAGGUGCCCAUGGAAUGAUGAUGAGGAAUUCCAUUGGAUCUGCAUCUCAAAUUGCUUCUUUUGCUGUCUGUAAAGAAUGGAUGGACAAUAACAAUCUGUUUCAACAAUCCAAGUAUCUGUCAGCUUUCGUAGCGAGCAAUAUAGGAGCGUUGGUGAAGACUGUGUUCCUGAACCCCAUGGAUGUCAUCAUGACCCGGCUUUAUAAUCAAGCUGUUGACGCAAGCGGCCGAGGGGUUAUGUACGCGGGCAUAGCCGAUUGCGCGCGAAAAAUCGUCAAGGCGGAAGGCCUAUUGGCCUUUUGCAAAGGCAUGGGUCCCUCUUACCUUCGCCAAGCACCUCAUACAGUGCUUCUAUUAGUUUUCUGGGAUAUGCUAAAAGAUCUGCAAAAAAGUAUUAAACUUCACGCAUAG
Spodoptera littoralis (African cotton leafworm) is the source of this 909-nucleotide messenger RNA. Lineage: Eukaryota; Metazoa; Arthropoda; Insecta; Lepidoptera; Noctuidae. The record is from the annotation of a GenBank genome assembly.